GUUUUCAACGGUCAACGUCGACACCAUGGGUGGCGAGCUCUUCUUCUCGGAAGGCCCGGACUACUUCGGAGGUACGAUCUACUUCUUCGCAGGUGCGGUGGUCCCCGUCACAGGCGCAGUCUCCUUCUUCGCAGGCACGGCCUUCUUCUUCGCAGGCGCGAUCUUCUACUGCACAAGUGUCGUCUACUUCAAAGACGUGGUCUACACCCCCAAGGCGCACGACGUCGACACCUCCAGCAUCCCCUACAAGCUCGUCUGCUGA
Molecule: messenger RNA, 262 nt
Organism: Prorocentrum cordatum
Lineage: Eukaryota; Dinophyceae; Prorocentrales; Prorocentraceae
Source: the annotation of a GenBank genome assembly